AUGUAUGUCCCGAAGAUGCAGAACUCAUCUAUUCAGGUUGGAACAGACAGGCAAUAUCACAUGAAGGAAAACUCUGCACAUGUUUUUUCCAUGAUUGCAAGGACUUUCCGAAAAUCCAGCUCAUGUUCUAUUGGAGGUGCACACUACGGUCAUACUGGUAGCGGCUCAAAUCAUCUCUGCAUGCCAGAAGAGCCUAUAUAUGACGAAGUAGAAACUUCCACACACGCUGAUCGAGCCCUACUUUUCUCUACUGAAUACCAACUCAAUACUGGUCCUUCACGCAUGCAACCAAUGCAUGACCAGACUCCGACCUGUGCAGUCUGCAGGGCGCCCUCUGGCCGCACCAGCAAACUUAUGAUUCCUGCCCGCAACGUGUGUCCUUCUCAAGAAUGGCGUUUAGAGUACGCUGGUUAUCUUAUGGCAGAGAAAUACACAACCAAGAGAUCGGAAUUCGUGUGUGUGGACCGAGAGAUGGUUCCUAAAGCGGGGACCCAGGGGAAUCAAGGAGGUGGGUUGUUGUUCAUGACAGAAGUCCGGUGUCUGGCGGGUGGGGGCUUGGAUUGUGGACCCUACAUCGACGGUUACGAAAUUACAUGCGCUGUUUGUACUAUCUGA
Messenger RNA from Strongylocentrotus purpuratus (purple sea urchin), 615 nucleotides. RefSeq lists its product as uncharacterized. The transcript is spliced from 2 exons. The coding region runs from base 1 to 615 and encodes 204 amino acids. The record is from RefSeq and is a predicted model, not a curated record. Lineage: Eukaryota; Metazoa; Echinodermata; Echinoidea; Camarodonta; Strongylocentrotidae.